AUGUGCUCAGUGUGCUCCAACCCCUUACCUUCCAGGUGUGCCACUGCGUGGCUUCGAGACUACUCCUUAACAGCUUACUCCGAGGUCACGCCGCGGUCUCAAAUCCCGCCGCCGCCCUUGUCCUUCAUCUGCGGCGUCUGGCUUAACCCCACCUACAAAUUCAUUUUCAUUCGGAACCGGAAGACCGCCUCAUCAACCUUCAUCACGGCCGUCAAGCGGUUCAUGCUGGAUGCGAAACUGUGCGAAAUCACAAAGGACGCCAACGGCAAUUCCUCCAACAACUGCUUCGCUCGCCUAGAACCCGAGGAGAUCACCCGCGCCGGCUUUGACGUGGAACGAAUGUGGCGCGACUACUUGGUGAUCACCAGCUCACGCAACCCUUGGGCGCGCGCAGCAAGUGGCUAUCAGUUCACGUUCGACAAGUGGAACAAGAAGCUGACCGACGGGAGCUGCAAGCAGCCAACCUUUCUUCAAUUCUGCAGGGAUCCGUUUGUGAUGGGCAAGGUGUCCAACCUUUUCAAAUGCGCGGAGGGCCAACGUGAGGGGGUGGGGAGUCGCGAGGAGGGCCACUGGAACUUUGACUUCUGUCACGUGGAGCCGGCGACGCCCUGCAUGGUGGACGACCAAGGGCAGCUCGUAGUGGACUUCAUGAUCAGGUACGAGCGACUUGAAGAGGACAUGCACGCAGCAAUUGAACUGAUCAACUCGCGACGGCCCGCGGGUACUCCAGCAAUUGAGAUCCCGGGCUCUGUUAAGUGGAGGAAUAAGGGUACGAUAGCCAAGACGUACGACAUCAACAGCACUGACGCAGCGGCCUUCGUAUAUGCACCUCGGUAUCGGGCCUGCGGUGCCCCAUGUGUGGAUGCACUUGCCGACUUUUACGCCGAUGACCUGAAGCUGUUCGGCUGGGACAGGCCCGAUCCGCCACCCUCCCAUUCCAAUUCCUGA
Messenger RNA from Volvox carteri f. nagariensis, 948 nucleotides. RefSeq lists its product as uncharacterized. The transcript has 4 exons. Gene Ontology annotation, cellular component: membrane. Bases 1 to 948 code for a protein of 315 amino acids. Gene Ontology annotation, molecular function: sulfotransferase activity. NCBI's taxonomy places the organism in Eukaryota, Viridiplantae, Chlorophyta, Chlorophyceae, Chlamydomonadales, Volvocaceae. The record is from RefSeq and is a predicted model, not a curated record.